AUGAGCUGGAACAUCAACCAUCAGCGUGACAAGUUUGAAGGUAUCAAAUUUGAAAUCGAUGAAGUUCAGAAGCUCCUUAACAGUCACGACGUUAUCUGCUUGCAAGAAACUAAAGGGCAAGUUUCUUUACGUGACUUCAAAUGCUUCAAUGCUAACAGGACAGGAACAAACUCAGGCGGUGUAUGUACGGCGAUUCAUAAACACCUAGCAGCUGGAGCUGUUAGAGUCCACGUUCCAGAUUGUGACGACAUACUCAUCGUCAAGCUAAGAGCCAAAUACUUUAAUCUUGACAAGGACCUAAACCUUAUCAAUGUAUACGACUCGCCAGCACACGGUUCGUAUAAAAAACGUAUACGUUCGAAUACCGAGGAAUACAUCACUACCUGCGAACAACUUGAGGAGUGCCUAUCCAGGAUUCCCGACACAGAAGAUGCCGCCAUACUUGGAGAUAUGAACGCACGGACCGGUACUCUGAAAGAUUUUCUUAUUCCCUGCGAAUCUAGGAAUAUACAUGUCGAUCUCGACCCUCCUCAAUUCAUAACAGCCUUGACACCAAGAAACAAUCAGGACCGAACUUUGAACUCGAAUGGCAAACCGUUCAUUGAGCUUCUCCAAACAGCAGGGAUGAUAAUUCUUAAUGGAAGGACUAUUGGAGACAUUUUCGGUAGCCAUACAUGCAUUCAACGUCACGGAGCCAGCACUGUUGAUUACAUCUGUGUCUCACGAGAUAUCCACCAUCGGGUUAGGUUCUUCCAUGUGGGCGAUAUCACACCUUACUCAGACCACAGACCGAUAUCAACCGCCCUCACCACAAACCAUGGGGUGAAUCUUCUUGAUGACAACCUCUAUAAAGAACGUGAACGGAAACUAGCACCAGUGCCGAAGCCCUUCAAGUGGACCAAAGACACUAGCACUGGGUUUGGUACAUCAGAAAAGUUCAAGUCGGCCCAGAAUGAUGCCCAAUUCAUGCAGAAGGUCGAAUCGCUCCUAGCAAAUGACAUCACCUGCCCCGAAGACAUUCGAAAAUACAAUGACUCUGUGAUUACAACCUACAUUAACCUAGCCAGCCAGGUCACUACCCAAAAAAGUGGCCGUCUUCACACUAACAAAAACAAAUGGUUCGAUUGGGACUGCAGAAAGGCAAAACGUCAAGUUUGCAAGAUCGAAAGAGUAAAGAACAACCCCUACAUUGAUCCCAUGCUAGUGGAACCUACUCGGGCUAAGUUUUACCUCCGAAAAAAGGAAUACAGGGUUCAAGUUCGAUCUAAAAAAGGCGCAUAUCUCUUUCAACUGAACGAGAAAAUAAACAAUGGCAAUGACAUCAACUGGUCUGCUUUGAAAGAUCUCUCGUCCUCCUGUAGAGAUCCUGAGACGUUCGAUCUGUACGACCUAUUUGCUUUUCACAAAUUCUUCAACGACCUCUACAACCAAAAGUGCAAGGAUCCAUCCCACCGUGAACUUCAAGCCCACAACGCAAGCAAUGAUGGGAGCAGCCACACUGACCUACCAACUGAAGUGGAAAAUCUUAACAUGGAGUUCACUCUACAAGAGCUUGAAAAGGUGAUCAACAAACUCAAAAACAACAAGAGCGUAUCACUGGACCUAAUAUCGAACGAGAUGCUCAAGAACUCCAAACUUUGCCUAAGGAAAGUUCUUCUCAAGUUGUUCAACGGCUGCCUGGAACAGGGGACUUACCCAUGGAAUUGUUCGAUAACCACCCCUCUCCACAAGAAGGGCGACAAACAGAACCCUGACAACUAUAGGGCAAUAACUGUUGGAAGCUGUCUAGGGAAGCUAUUUGCUUCUCUUCUCCUUGAAAGACUUAUCGACUUCCGCAAAGUUAUCUGCCCCGAUUUCCCCCACCAACUUGGCUUCAGAGCUGGUGCACAGUGCUCGGAUCACAUCCUUACAAUUACCACAAUCAUUGAGAAAUACACGAAAAAGCUCAAAAAAAGAGUGUUUGCUUGUUUUGUUGACUACCGGAAAGCGUUCGAUACGGUGUGCAGAGAAGCACUCAUGUAUAAACUCAAUCACCUUGGUAUCGGAGGGAACUUCUUCGCUUGCCUUAAGAACAUGUACAGCAACUCGGUGACCCGCAUCAAACUGAUCCAAAAACUAUCGGAGACCAUUGAUGUCACCAUUGGAACAGAGCAAGGGCAUCCAAUGUCUCCUGAAUUGUUUAAAAUAUACAUCUACGACCUCUCCAUCUAUCUAGCAGCCCUAGAAGAUCUCUCUGUCCCUGAACUUAAUGGCUUCCCGGUCAACCACCUGCUCUGGGCCGACGAUCUCAUCCUUUUAGCUCUCGACCACCAAAGCCUUCAGAAAGAGCUUGACUGCCUAAAUGAAUUUGCAAGCAAAUGGGAGCUAUCUAUCAACAUUGAUAAGACUAAAAUAAUGGUCUUCAACUCAAGCUCGCGGGUGCUAAACUGCUCGUACGGGUUCAAGCUUGGACAGCUCGACAUCUCUCCAACAAGGUCCUACUGCUAUCUAGGUAUCCAGCUCAGUCUCAAUGGAUCUUUUAAAUGCGCCAUGAACGAACUGAGGAAGAAGGCGCUUCGAGCAUUCUUUUCGAUAAAACGCAUGGUAGACACCAGAGCUCUGACCACCAAAACCAUGCUAAAGCUAAUUGACUGUCUGGUGAAACCGGUAGCAACUUACGCCUGUCAGAUAUGGCUACCCUCGACUCACCUCAUGAAAGAAAUGGCGCGUGAACCCAGCCAAAGACACAACCUAUCAAAAGUUGCAGCAAAAGACAGUCUUGAGACAACACACCUCAAAAUGCUGAAAUGGGUACUGGGUGUGCACAAGAAAACUAACAACAACUUCUGUUACGGGGAUACCGGAAGGACGCCCUGGGCCCUCUCAGUUCUGCCACAAUGCCUCAGAUACUUUGGAAGACUUUCCAGAGCUUCUUCUGAGAUGAACAGUGUCAAUUUUUUAGUAUCUCAAGCGUUUCAGGAACAGAAAAAUCUUAACCUCUCCUGGUACGAGAAAGUUAGCUCUGUGGCUCAUUAUGAAACAGAAGCAGCUCAUGGCACCAUGAGGGAUGUCUUUAUCAGUGACUGGAGGGUGGACCUGGGAUCGCAAACCAAGAUGCAGUUCUACAACCAAAUCAAGGAGGAAUUUGGAGAAGAGCAGUACCUCAAUCUGAAGAGCAGGCAAUUCCGAACGAAUACAGCUAAAAUCCGCUCCAGCAGCCACGACCUGAUGAUAGAACGAGGGCGUUACACGAAGGAGGCCGGAGUAUGGCCAAGAGCAUGCAGAUUCUGCUGCGAUAGGGAUCACGUUCUCGGCUUCGAAUACCUUCCCUUCUUUGAAGGCACGAUUAUUGAAGACGAGGAACACUGCCUUACUGAGUGCCCCAUGUACCACUCAGUACGAUCUUCUCUCUCAGAUGACCUCAAAGGGCUUUUACUUCUAAGGAACUACAAAGACAUGAUGGAUUCAGCCCACAUAGAAGAACUGGGCAAGUUUCUCAGCAGCUGUCAUCGCAUCAGAAAUCCGAAAAAGACACCAACAUCGUCUUCCUCUUGA
Messenger RNA from Bolinopsis microptera, 3534 nucleotides. RefSeq lists its product as uncharacterized. Gene Ontology annotation, molecular function: catalytic activity. The transcript has a single exon. Bases 1 to 3534 code for a protein of 1177 amino acids. Lineage: Eukaryota; Metazoa; Ctenophora; Tentaculata; Lobata; Bolinopsidae. The record is from RefSeq and is a predicted model, not a curated record.